Messenger RNA from Motacilla alba alba, 1048 nucleotides. It is a transcript of the gene TCF15, whose product is annotated as transcription factor 15. Gene Ontology annotation, molecular function: protein dimerization activity; DNA-binding transcription factor activity, RNA polymerase II-specific; RNA polymerase II transcription regulatory region sequence-specific DNA binding. Bases 135 to 686 code for a protein of 183 amino acids. Gene Ontology annotation, biological process: developmental process; regulation of transcription by RNA polymerase II. The record is from RefSeq and is a predicted model, not a curated record. The transcript has 2 exons. Lineage: Eukaryota; Metazoa; Chordata; Aves; Passeriformes; Motacillidae.
UGCUCAGCUGCCGCGGCGGAGCAGCAGCGGGAAGGCGUCCGGAGCCGCCGUCGCAGCUGUGCCGGCGGGGGAAGGCUCCCCGCAGCCCGGGGGGUGCCCCCAGCGGGGCCGGGGGUGCGGGCGGGCACCCCGCCAUGGCCUUCACCAUGCUGCGCCCCGUGGCCGCCCGCGUGCUCUACCCCGACCUCAGCAUGCUCUCGGAGGACGAGGAGAACCGCAGCGAGAGCGACACGUCGGACCAGUCGUUCGGCUGCUGCGAGGGCGCCGAGGCUCGCCGCAAGCUGCCGCGCAAGCCGGGGCCGAUGGUGAUGGUGAAGCAGAGGCAGGCGGCGAACGCGCGGGAGCGGGACCGGACCCAGAGCGUCAACACGGCCUUCACCGCCCUGCGGACCCUCAUCCCCACCGAGCCCGUGGAUCGGAAGCUGUCCAAGAUCGAGACCCUCCGCCUGGCCUCCAGCUACAUCUCGCACCUGGCCAACGUGCUGCUGCUGGGCGAGGGCUGCGAGGACGGGCAGCCCUGCUUCAGUGCCAUCUAUGGCGCCAAGGGCGACCUGGACAGCAAACAGCCCCGCAGCAUCUGCACCUUCUGCCUCAGCAACCAGCGGAAAGGGGGCAGUCGGAGGGACCUCGGGGGCAACUGCCUGAAGGUGCGAGGGGUGACGCCCCUGCGAGUGUCGCGGAGAUGAGCCGGGCUCCGGCAGCACCCACCUGAGACGGCGGCAGAGGCAGACGGAGCCCGCACACGCCAGCCCAGAGACCGCAGCGGGGAGGGAGGGAGCUGCUCACCUGGGGUGGCAGCGGCCGAGCCCAGGCUGGCACCACACCGACACUGGCCCUGGAGCCGGCAGUGGGGCGGGAGGACGCUCCCGUGGCCGAGGCUGCCCACGCGGGGCAGGGCCGGGAAGGGGGGUCCCCGCGCCCCGGGGCUGGACUGGAAGGGGCCUGUGUGCGGCCGGCGUCGAGGCGCUCCGGGGGGACAGUGUCGUGGCCCUGGGGAUGCUGGUUGUGCACGUGCAGCUGCUUGGAAAAUAAAGCCUUAUUUUUCUGA